AUGGCCUCUUCUCACGUUAUAAAUGACAUCGCAACCAGGGGAUUCGGCGAUGCGAAGUCUUAUGAUACACAUCGACCGUCUUACCCUCCUGCUGCUGUCACCAAUAUCCUUGGACGUCUUGGUCUCGAGGGCCAGUCAGGCGCCAAGAUCAUAGACCUCGCAGCCGGCACUGGCAAGUUCACCGAACUCCUGGCUGCCAGGUCAGAGGGAUUCGAGAUCGUCGCUGUAGAGCCAUUGGAUUCGAUGAGGAACAAUCUCGCAGCCAAGCAGCUCCCCAAAGUGGAUGUUCGACCUGGUACAGCAACUGAUAUGAAGCACGUGAGCGAUGGAUGGGCAGAUGGUUGCAUUAUAGCACAGGCAUUUCACUGGUUUGCCAAAGAAGAAUCCCUCCAGGAAAUCCACCGAGUUUUAAAGCCUGGUACCAAACUUGGACUGAUCUGGAACGUUGACUCAUAUAACCAACCCGAGAGUUGGCCUUCCCCUACAGGCUGGGAGAAAGAGCUGUUGGAUCUCAACUUUAACGAAAAGGCGGACAAGGAGCCUCGUUUCCGACACCAGGUCUGGAAGCAGGUCUUUGAACGCCAGGCCGAGGCUGAAAAGCCAUUCUUCUCCACACCCAUAGAGACUGACAAGGUUUCAUGGUCGGUUUGGUUGACACCUGAGGCCUUGUGGGACAGAUUCAACACCCUCAGCUGGAACGCGCUUCGAGAAGGUGAGGAGCGCCGAGUCUUUAGGGAGAAGUACGACAAGAUUGUGAAAGAGGGUGGCGGCGAGAUCAAUGACAAAGGCGAGAUUGAGCUUCAUGGGUGCACCUUUAUUGUCUGGAUAUCACGAUUGGAUGGCCCUUAG
Fusarium graminearum PH-1 is the source of this 849-nucleotide messenger RNA. RefSeq lists its product as uncharacterized. Lineage: Eukaryota; Fungi; Ascomycota; Sordariomycetes; Hypocreales; Nectriaceae. The record is from RefSeq and is a predicted model, not a curated record. Gene Ontology annotation, molecular function: S-adenosylmethionine-dependent methyltransferase activity. The coding region runs from base 1 to 849 and encodes 282 amino acids. The transcript is spliced from 4 exons.